Molecule: messenger RNA, 1778 nt
Organism: Stegodyphus dumicola
Lineage: Eukaryota; Metazoa; Arthropoda; Arachnida; Araneae; Eresidae
Source: RefSeq, a predicted model, not a curated record
UCUACGCAACGUGUUCGUUAAUAUAUAUAAUCAGAUGAAAAAUGUGAAAGCUGUUCCUACAGAAAGACAAAAUUCAGCAAAUUACUCAGUCCAAGAUGGUCAGUCUUAUUCGUUGAAUACGAAUGAAAGCAGUGAAGAGAAUGAGACAAACCAUUUCAGCUCCAAAAACAGUGAAGAGAAUGUGACAAAGCAAUCCAGCUCAGAAAGCUGUGAACAGAUUGAGAGAAAGUAUAUUGAGGAUCAUAAUGGAAGCAGCACUAAUUCAGCAGAAUCAUUUGCUGCAACUGCGGAGAAUAAUGGCCGAAUUAGACCCCAAAGGAAGAAACUUUGCAGGCACAAAUUUUUUUAUUCCUCAGUGUUAUUUUUUGUAGCAGCUAUAUCAAUAUUGCUAUUUGCAUUAGCCAGUUCUCAUAAAACUGCCCUGGACUGCUAUGAAACCAAUCGUCAUACUGUUAUGGAGAUGAAAAGAAUUGUACAAGAUAUCAAGCUUGGACAGAAGGAGUUAAAAAACUCAGUUCUUCUAAUGCAGAAUGAUUCAAAAGAAGAAUUUCUUUUAAUGCUGGAAAGUAUCCUGCAUAAAAUUUUGCUAUUCAAUUACAUUUCCUUGCAAAAAAAUUCAACGACCAUGCAAGAUUCCAUAGUUCAUCAACAACAGCAUAUGACAGAAGAAAUGCUUUUAAUGGUUAAGCAAUUCAAAUAUACUGAAAGGGCUAAAUCUACAGAUCAGCCCAAACUUCAUGAAUCUAUUGAUCGUGAAUAUUCGUUAAAGAGUAAUGAAAGUGAAUAUCCAGAAAAAGUAGACAAACUGAUACCAAGUGAAGAAAAAUUUGUAUCAUAUGCUUAUCAACCAGAGCAUAUGGCAGAAGAAAGGUCUUUAAUGGUUAAGAAACUCAAAUAUGGAGAUGUUGAAGAGGAUAAAUCAACAGAUCAGAUCCAACUUUAUGAAUUUAUUGAUCAUGAAUAUUCGUUAAAGAGUAAUGAAACUGAAUAUCCGGAAAAAGCAGAAAACCUGAUAUCAAGUGAAGAUAGCUUUGUAUCAUAUGCUUAUCAACAAGAGCAUAUUACAGAAGAAAUACCUUUAAUCGUUAAGAAACUCAAAUAUGUAGAUGCUGAAGAGGAUAAAUCAACAGAUCAGAUCCAACUUUAUGAAUUUAUUGAUCACGAAUAUUCGUUAAAGAGUAAUGAAACUGAGUAUCCGGAAAAAGCAGGAAACCUGAUAUCAAGUGAAGAUAGCUUUGUAUCAUGUGUAUCAUAUUCAAAAUUAACUUAUUAAAAAGCGUCAAAAUUAUUUAAGAUUGCAACUAAAUAACUCCUUGAAGUAAUUAUUGUUUCAUAAGAUGAAAAUGUUUCAGUCAAAAAUUGCAAGUGUUACUUUAGCUUUUACCGGUUUUUAAUAAUAUCCUGAAUCUUCAAUACAAUGACUCUACAAUUUUACAACAAUAAGCAAUUUUAGAAACUUCUUUCUAUUACAGUGGGUUAAACCUUUAAAAAGUUUCAUAAUAAAGAUUUGAAUUCUCAUGGGUUGACAAAGAAAAAGCUUCAAGACCAACAGCUACAUUAUUAAAUCGGAGUCUACUGAUGUAACAGAGUCUUGAAAUUCUGUUAUUAUAGGGUAUAUUCUGUGCUAGGAAAUGUGAAAAUUUUGAAGCUAUAAUAAAGUGCGUAAUUGAUAAUUACAUGUUCUUUUAUAAAUGCUGCACGCCUAACUAUCUCUUCAAUGUUUUAUUGUAAAAUUUUCUUGUUUACGAAAUGUAUGAAACAAAAUAUGAUAUGAUGCU